CCUCAUUCAAGUUUUGCGUAUCGGAGAGUGCGCAUUUAUUGAUCCGUAUUAGCGAGUGGCAGACAUCCAUUUGGGAUUAAAUCUGAAACUGUGUUUCUUUUUCAGUCCGUUCCGAGAGUGCACGGCAUCAGUGGGAGAUAACAGAAGACUUAAAGUGGCACUAUAAAAAUCGCUUUUAAGCGAAGACCCUGUUCUGGGAGCCUUCUUGAAGACCCUGGUAACAUGGACGGAUUUUAUGACCAGCAAGUUCCUUUUGUGGUUACACCUAAUUGUUUUUCCACAGCAGAAUUCAUUACAAGUAGAGGAAACAUACAGCAGGCCAUUUAAUGACAGAAAAAGAAAGUUAGUGGAGACUGAACUCGCUCAGGAUACAGAAGAACUUUUCCAGGACCUCAGCCAGCUGCAGGAGAUUUGGAUCGCAGAAGCUCAGGUGCCCGAUGACGAACAGUUUGUCCCUGAUUUCCAGUCGGAGAACUUGAUGUUUCAUGGCCCACCACCAACCAAGAUCAAACGGGAACUGAGUCCCUCCAAAGAGCUCUCCCCCUGUAGCCAAGACAGAAGUCCCAUGCUGUAUGGAGAGAAGUGCCUUUACAGCUACAGUGCCUAUGAAAGGAAGCCCUCAGCUGGGUACAAGCCAUUGACUCCUCCCUCAACGCCCGUCUCACCGUGCGGUUCUGCCAAUCCUAUUGGGACACACCCCCUGCACGAACAGACUCCUCCCCCUGUCCCCAAUACAACAUUAGGGCAGCAUCUUCUUCACAGGCUGCCUUCGAUGACCAAGUCCACACCCGGCCAACCGACACUCCCUCACCACAGCCAGAGCCCACCUUUUGCAGUGCCCUGUCCACCCCUGAACCGUGACGCUCACUUCAAUGCUGAGCCUAGGUUUCAGCGACAACUUUCAGAGCCCUGCCUUCCGUUCCCGCCUGCUGACACCCAGGGAAGACCCAACUUCAUGCCACAGGUCCCAAGCACUUCACCUAGAGAUGGAAGGCCACCUUACCAUCGCCAAAUGUCCGAGCCCCUAGUUCCCGUGCCUCCUCAGGGCUUCAAACAGGAGCUCCUAGACCCCCGCUAUGCCGAGCAGGGUGUACCCAACAUGGGCCCAUCCCAGGCUUUCCACUCGAUGGCCAUCAAGCAGGAGCCGCGAGACUUCUGCUUUGACUCUGAAGUGCCUAAGUGUCAGUCUUCAUUUGGGAGGGCAGCAAGUUUCUACCAAAACCAUGAGAACUUCUCAUUUGACAGAGAUCAGCAGUUGUAUUAUGACGACACCUGCGUGGUUCCGGAGAGAAUUGAAGGGAAGAUAAAGCAAGAGUCCUCUGUGUUUCGUGACGGCCCGCCGUACCAGCGCCGUGGCUCCCUCCAACUUUGGCAGUUUCUGGUCACGCUCCUUGAUGAUCCCGCCAACGGCCAUUUCAUUGCCUGGACGGGACGUGGAAUGGAGUUCAAACUUAUAGAGCCAGAGGAGGUGGCUCGACGCUGGGGCAUCCAGAAGAACAGGCCGGCCAUGAACUAUGACAAGCUGAGUCGCUCCUUGCGUUACUAUUACGAAAAAGGAAUAAUGCAGAAGGUGGCUGGUGAGAGGUACGUAUAUAAAUUUGUGUGUGAUCCCGAGGCCCUCUUCUCCAUGGCCUUCCCAGACAACCAGAGGCCCAACAUUAAAGCAGAUCCUGACAGCCUCGCCGGCGUGGAUGAGGACACACUUCCGUUGACGCACUACGAUGAUGGGGCUUCGUACCUGGUAGAUGGUGGUGAGCAGUGCGUCGCCGGGAUGCCUUUUCCUGACGGUUACGUGUACUGAACUGUUGAUCUGACUGAAACACAUCUGUCCCUGUUGCCUCAACUCCUGAACUGUCCACUUCCAGAUUAACCCUCCCUAACAUAUAAAAGAAUGAGGAGAUAUCUGCAAGACACUUUAAGAAGCCUAGAAGGAUGUCGAGGAAAUGAGCAAAGACGGUAUCCAGCGCUCAAACCUUCCUCAUGGCAAACGGUCAAUGCUGUGAAAAGAAACGGUUGAGCUGGAGCAGAACGGUGCUUGAAAGACUGACAAAUCUCACUGCAAGAAUUGUAGCAAUUCUGUUUUUGACAAUCCGCUUUUUAAAGACAAUUGGUAACAAAUUAUUUAGAGACAUGUUAAGAUAACCCUUCAAUGCAGCACUAUUUAAUAGUUGCCUUUUUGGUCCCAAUUUAAUUUUGUGUUUCCUCCGAACCAUGUAGACAAGAAGUCAAAAGGGCUUUAUUUUGCAAGGAGGAUAAAAAACAACCCAUUUGUUUCUUGUUAAGACUUUGUUAAGGCUGGCUUUUAUACGUUUUGUUUAAACGUGGACAACUUUAAUGAUGCUGAGGAUUCCUACAGAACAAUGUUUUAUUUUUUGUAUCGUUGGUUCUGAAUUCUUUGUCAAGUGUUGUUUUGUAUUAACUUUUUUUGUUUCGUGCUUGUUAACCCAAGAGUUGAUGUAAAGUUCAACCAGAGGCACUCUAAAGUAUAUUUAGUCAACUUCACAGGACUGUUAACCAAUUGUUAAACAUAUUUCUUUAUGACUAUAGCUAAUUCUUUUGUUUUAGCUCCCCAAAAUGCCAAAUUUUAAAUAUAGAGUUGAUAUUAUUUUCUCACAUGACAACAUUCAAAAGGGAUGCACUAGUCAGAAUUUCUCCUUGAUGACUCUUGAGUGUAAGUUAAGUUAAGAUUAAUUUAGCAUAUAUCAUAAUUUCUGGCAUAUAUUAUUUUGUCAUCGUUGAUUUUAAUGCACCAGGAGAGCAGGAUUAUCAGGGCCUUGCAUGCAAUAAGGUAAACAAAUACAUUUUCAAGUUGACAAAAGACCACUGCUUCCUUUUGCAUGAUGUACUCAGCUGUCCACUAACAUAUCGCUUUAUGCUGGACAAAAAAGAAAUUGUGGAGUUUCUGCAUUUGUAUUCUCUCGUUUCUUUCUUUUUUUGGAAAGAUGAACUUAUAUAUUUUUGCAAAGUCUGCAUUUAUUUGAGUUUAUUGAAUAAGCUGUAUAGUUCUGCCUGUAACAGAUUCUCUAUGUAUGUUUUAAAUGGAUCCCUGUGUGGCAGUGAAUGCACACCGCUGGUUACCGGACACCUUUUCCUGGUGGGUUCGAGAGCAGUGCCUUUAAAUGAGAGGUGCAGCUUAUACAUGAACAGUUUUCUCAUUGAAUGAGGGGCUUGUCUCAACCGCCACCACAGAAAGGUUGUCUGCACUUGUACAGGCUUAACCUUGUCCCCUCACAAUGUGUACCUUACACUGCUGAGCUUAUAAUCUGUACUGGGUACAAUAAACUGUCCAUUCUGCUUCA
Molecule: messenger RNA, 3299 nt
Organism: Triplophysa rosa
Lineage: Eukaryota; Metazoa; Chordata; Actinopteri; Cypriniformes; Nemacheilidae
Gene: etv5a
Product: ETS variant transcription factor 5a
Exons: 13
Coding region: 236-1801 (521 amino acids)
Biological process (GO): regulation of transcription by RNA polymerase II; cell differentiation
Cellular component (GO): nucleus
Molecular function (GO): DNA-binding transcription factor activity, RNA polymerase II-specific; sequence-specific DNA binding
Source: RefSeq, a predicted model, not a curated record